CUAUAAAAUAAUGAAUAUAGUAUUUAAAAUAUAAUCUCAGAGAAGGCACAUGAAGCAGUAUAUCUCGCAUCCCUUUUAGCACGUGAAACAAUAAUCUUAUAGCAUAUAUUGUUUAUAGAAAAUACAUCUUUGUGUUUGUGUUUUUAUGUAUACAUGGUGUCUUUUAUUGACUUUAUUUUUUGUCUGCUGCAGAUGGAGCGGCCAUGCGAGCUGGUGUUCAGACUGGGGACAGGAUCAUUAAGGUUAACGGGACCUUGGUAACACAUUCGAACCAUGUAGAGGUGGUCAAGCUGAUCAAAUCGGGCUCCUAUGUGGCCUUGACAGUAUUGGGGCGUCCCCCGGGGCUCCCCCAGAUUCCCCUGACGGAGGCGGAGGCCGAGCUGUCGUCCCUGGGGGGGUCGCCCCUCUCCACCCCCCUCAUGGGUGGGGACCGCCCCUUCAGCCCCUCCGAGCCCCCCACGUCACCCCUCCACGCCUGGGAAGAGAUCAGCAACAGUGGUGGCGUUGGCAGCUCCGUCGGCGGCUCUCACAGCCAAAAGGUCGACAUCUUGCAGAGGAUGUUGUCCAAGGAGCAGCAGGAGUUACAGGCGUUGCGUCAGGAGUAUCUGCGUAACCCCAGCUCUAAGCUGCAGCGGGACAUCCAGGACGUCCAGAAGAACAUUCCACACCUACAGGACCAGAUCAGCAGGGCCAUCUCCCACACACAGGAUCCUGUGUGUUUGGGUGACGGUGAUGAAAGCGGAGUUGUUGAAUGGGACCAUGGAAGCAGCACGGAUGGGGGAUGGAGUACAAAUCCAAGCUAUCGACCAUACAGCUCUCCAGAAGGGGCGGGAUCUAGAGAUGGGAACCAACCAAUCAGCUUGCGAGACUCCGCUUUGACAGACAGCCCUCGCAGCCAACCCCGACACAGCCAUGCGUCAUGGACCUCACAAGAGGGGGAUCACCCAGAAGAACACACAGACCUGGACUCUGGUGCAGUGUUAAGCCCCUCCUCUCGGCUCUGUCCCCAGAUCAUCGGGGCAGAGGAUGACUACUUCGACUCGGAGCCAGACCAGCAGGUGAAUGGCCAGUGUAGUUGUUUCCAGAGUAUGGACCUGCUGAAGUCUCGACCGGCUCAUCUGGCCGCCUUCCUGCAUCACGUAGUGUCCCAGUUUGACCCAACACCACUGCUCUGCUACCUGUAUGCUGAGCUCUAUAAGCAGACCAACUCCAAAGAAACACGAAGGGUCUUCAUGGACUUCUUGACCAUCUUUAUCGACAGGGGAGCAAACUUGAAGGUGCCAGUCCCAGAAUCUAUAGCGUCAGAACUUGAGAAGAGGCGUCCGGAGCUGAUCCCCGAGGAGCUGCAUAGGCAGUACAUACAGCAGAUGCAGGAGAGCCUGCUGCCGGACAUACAGCGCCAUCUGGAGGACUUCAGGCAGAAGCGCAGUAUGGGUCUGACGUUGGCGGACGGGGAGCUGACGCGUCUGGACACGGAGCGGCUGAGAGACCGAGUGGCACUGGAGAGGGAGAGGACCUGCGCUGAGAACAUCCUCAGCAAGAUAGAGGACGUGCUGGUAACCUCACAAUCCUCGGAGGAAGAAAAGAGCUCCACUAUGCAGUAUGUGAUCCUGAACUACAUGAAGCAGCUGGGCGUGCGUGUGAAGGAGCAGCCCAAUCUGCAGUCCAGGAGAGUACGCAUCAACUUCCUGCCCAAGAUCAAAAAGAGUGCCAAGCCCCCCGAGAAGGAGGGAGAGGAGAAGGAGAAAGAGAAAGAGAAGGAGAAGGUGGAGAAGGUGAAGAAGACUCGAUUUCCCAGCAUCCUCGGCCCCCAGAGGAGACUAAGUCGCAAUGAUGCAACCUCAAUAGGCCGUGCUAUGGACCAGAGCAAGCGGCCCCAGAAGCAGCUGUCGCAGCCCUCCAUGGGCGUGUCCGAACCUUCGGAGGCGGGUCGUCUGCGAGGCAGCCAAUCGAGCGAGGGCUCGGAGCUGACCUACCCCCCCGGCCCCGCCGGCUCCCCCCUCUACAACUCCCCCACGGGCGGAACCGCAGACCCCAACGCCAGGGACUCAGAUGGCGGCAUGUCCACUCCUGGGGGGUCUCGUCUGAGCGAGGGGGGGCUGCCAUCAGAUGGCCUGGACGGCUCAUCAUCGCCCCCCAGUGGCGGCAUCGACCUCAGCCCCAGCACCCUGGAACAGCUCACCGAGGAAGACCGCGACAGCGACAGGUAUCUGGAGGGAGGGACGCCUAAGCUGCUAAGGAGGCUGGGUGUGACGGGUUCGGCGGAGACCCAGAGUGAGGAUGACCAGGGUUCCGAAUCGGACCUGGACCGACCCAACUGGCAGCAGCAGGUCAGCAGAGAGGUGCUGGCCUCCCUCACACAGCUGCAGGUCAAGAGGCAGGAGGUUAUCAACGAACUGUUCCACACGGAGCGAAGCCACGUACGCAAGCUGAAGGUUCUGGACUCAGUUUUCCAGCAGAAACUGACGCGAGACAACAUACUUCCCCCCGCUGACGUCAAGACCAUCUUCGCUAACCUGGAGGACGUCGUACAGACUCACGUCUCCAUCCUGGACCAGAUGACCUCCAUCAGGAAGAGGAAUGAGAGCCUGGUGGUGGACCGGAUAGGGGACGACCUGCUCAGCUUGUUUGGUGGUGGUGAGGAGGAGCGGAUCAGGGGGGCGGUGGCCACCUUCUGCAGUAACCAGCCCUUUGCUCUGGAGCUCAUCAAGACCAAGCAGAAGAAAGACACACGCUUCAGCUCCUUCAUGCAGGAGGCUGAGAGCAAUCGACUGUGUCGGCGUCUCCAACUGAAGGACAUCAUCCCCUCUGAGAUGCAGAGGCUGACCAAAUACCCCCUACUGCUGGACAACAUCAGCAAAUACACAGAGGAGGCAGAUGAGAGGGAGAAGGUGCGUCGGGCGGCAGACUGCUGCCGGAGAAUCCUGAGCUGCGUCGACCAAUCAGUGAAGGAGGCGGAGAACAAGCAGCGGCUGGAGGAGUACCAACGGAGACUGGACCUCUCCUCCCUCAAGCAGAGCGAAAACACACUCAUAGCAGACUACAAGAAUCUGGACCUGACCAAGAAGAAGAUGGUGCAUGAAGGACCUCUCUCAUGGAAGGUGAACAAAGACAAGACCAUCGAGCUCUAUACUCUCCUACUGGAGGACAUCUUGGUUCUGCUCCAGAAGCAGGACGAGCGGCUGGUUCUCAAGUGCCACAGCAAGAACCUGGCCGGAACCGCCGACACCAAGCACAUCUUCAGCCCCGUCAUCAAGCUCAGCACCGUCAUGGUCCGCUCUGUAGCCACAGAUAACAGGUCCUUCUUUGUGCUGUCCAUGUCCGACAACGGGGCUCAGAUCUACGAGCUAAUGGCCCAGACCGUCUCCGACCAGAGGACGUGGCAGUGUAAGAUCAGCCAGAGAGCGGAGGCCAUGAAAGUGAAGCCCCACAGUGUCAUCCCUCUCCCACAGCCAGACAGCGGUGCGGAGCUGAUCACCCCUAGUGGUAAGGUGAGGAAGGACGCUGACCGCCUGUCUUCAGGCAGUCUCCACUCUACAGGCACGAUGAAGGCAGAUGAGGAUGAGGAGGCCAUUCCGGAGGAGGGGACGUACCUGGAGGGGGCUGAUGGGAUAGGGUUCCUCCAGCAGCAGCAGCAGCAGCAGCAGCAGCAGCAGCAGCAGCAGCAGCAGCAGGGCGGAGCGGGCGACAGCAGGGACUCUGAACCCUACAGAGCAGAAGAGGCACUCAAGACAUUGGCGUCCCUGAAGCAGGUGCUGCUGGCCCAGCUGAUGGCCCAGGAGGAGAGCGGGCGCGGGGGGGGCAGCCGGGCCUCGUCCGGGAGCCGCCUGCUGCGCACCACCUCCCUGCGCACCCCCGCCGCCGACUCGCCCACCAGGGCGGCGAUGGAGAACGGCUCGGGGAGGGCGGCGGACGGCCGUGCGGUGGAGCGAGGCGGAGGAGGCAAUCCCCAGGACAUGGCGUCGGGGGACACGGGCUUCUUCGAGGCAGCCGAGGACUACGCAGCGUACCUGGUCCUGGAGGGCUUCGGUGGUUCGGGUGAGAGCAGCACGGAUGACGAGAUGGCCAUGGGCAUGGGGAUGGGUAUGGGCAUGGGCAUGGGCGCCCUGGGCGUGGGUGCCAAGGGCGGCGGUGGGGGCGGGGGCCUGGCGCUGUCCCGGGGCUGCGUGGGCGACUCGGGCAUCAGCCUGCGCUGCCCCUCGGGAUACCCCACCGCCAGCAUCUCCACCUUCAGCCGACAGGUGUUCACGCACCUGCGCAGCCUCCAGGCCAGCCUCAACCACCUCAAGGACAUGGAGACCAAGUACUUCACUCUUCUACGCCAAAGGCAAGCUGGCUCCUCGGAGGAGACGGAGGAGGCCAAAGAUAAGAGAUAGUGCUGCCCACCACUCAACACCAUGACAACCUGAGAAGCAGAAGAAGAAGAAGAAGAAGAAGAAGAAGAUGAUCUCCUCUUCAACACUGGGCCCUCUCUUUACCUCUCACGGUCUCUCUCUCUCUCUCCCUCUCUCUCUCUCUCUCUCUCUCUCUCUCUCUCUCUCUCUUUCUCUCUCUCUCUGUCUCUCUCUCUCUCUCUCUGUCUCUCACACGCUAUCACUCUACCUUCCCUUGCUCCUUUCUCUCUCUUUCUCUCUUCUCUCUUCUCUCUCUCUCUCUCUCUCGUCUGCGUGACACUUCUCAUCUGCAGUUCUCUCUUCAUCCGUCAGACCUCUGUCAUCUGCCUCUUCACACUAUACGACUAGGAGUCUUCAUAGGAGCGAGAGAGAGAGAGAUAUGGAGAUGGAGGUGGAGGUGGAGAAUUAGGGACGAGAAAAGAGGAGAAGAGAAGACCAAGAGAACGACGUAAAAGAAGAAUAUAGAAGAAGAUGAAGAGGAAAGGGAGGAAUAAAUGUGGACUGUUUUUCUCCCUCCUCUCAUGCAAAAGACAAUCAGGGAUGAUGGACCUGUUCCCAGACAACCCCCGACCCGCCCCCGCCCCAAAAAGGCCAACCUUCUCUAACCCCACACCACCCCACCCCCACCCCCA
Engraulis encrasicolus (European anchovy) is the source of this 5026-nucleotide messenger RNA. It is a transcript of the gene arhgef12a, whose product is annotated as Rho guanine nucleotide exchange factor (GEF) 12a. The transcript has 35 exons. NCBI's taxonomy places the organism in Eukaryota, Metazoa, Chordata, Actinopteri, Clupeiformes, Engraulidae. The coding region runs from base 204 to 4376 and encodes 1390 amino acids. Gene Ontology annotation, molecular function: G protein-coupled receptor binding; guanyl-nucleotide exchange factor activity. Gene Ontology annotation, biological process: intracellular signal transduction; G protein-coupled receptor signaling pathway. Gene Ontology annotation, cellular component: cytoplasm. The record is from RefSeq and is a predicted model, not a curated record.